CUCAAAUGGGAAUCAACGGCAGUGGAUGUAGAGCUUGAGCUACAGUCAAUGCUUUGCCCGAUCGCUGAGAAACUAGAGCAAUGUGAGCGAUUACCGGUCGAAUGGCCAAAAGUCGGCAUACCUUUCGUUCAGCCCUUGCUCGAACUUUUUUCGGACAAUCCUCUCGCUGAUUUUUCUGAAACCUCUUCAAUGUCUGCACAAGUUGGUAAGCAUCUGGUUGCAGCACGCAUUUAUUCCAGGUUCCGUAUGGCUAAUGCUUGUGAUUUUUAUGUGUAA
Gongylonema pulchrum is the source of this 276-nucleotide messenger RNA. NCBI's taxonomy places the organism in Eukaryota, Metazoa, Nematoda, Chromadorea, Rhabditida, Gongylonematidae. The record is from the annotation of a GenBank genome assembly.